Varanus komodoensis (Komodo dragon) is the source of this 1252-nucleotide messenger RNA. Its product is annotated as zinc finger protein 79-like. The record is from RefSeq and is a predicted model, not a curated record. Gene Ontology annotation, molecular function: DNA-binding transcription activator activity, RNA polymerase II-specific; RNA polymerase II cis-regulatory region sequence-specific DNA binding. Gene Ontology annotation, biological process: regulation of transcription by RNA polymerase II. The transcript has a single exon. Gene Ontology annotation, cellular component: nucleus. NCBI's taxonomy places the organism in Eukaryota, Metazoa, Chordata, Lepidosauria, Squamata, Varanidae. The annotation marks the transcript as partial.
GCAUGCAAGGUGAAAAAGGGAGAAACCUGCAAAUGCUAAAAGGAAAGGUGCCAACCUUUCCUUGAGCUCAAAUGAAUUCAGCUGUUUCAGCCUUCCACUCAUACCAAGACUUUCAUUCUCUCUUUUAUCCCAAGCAGAUGAAAACCAAAACAGUAUGGAGCCCUGAGUCAUAUCAUCAGAAACAAGUGAGCAUGAAGUAAGAAUAGAGACAUUUCUAAAUUAAACAGUAUCCAAAAAGCAAAAGGAAAAUCAAGGAAAGAACAAGAGGAAAAUGUCCUGUUUCUCUCCGAGUAUUGGAGACCAUAACCCUUUAUUCCAGAAGUUCAGAAAAGAAGGAGAAAUGGUCUAGGGUGUGAUAAAUUGCCAAAAGAUAGAUGAAGAAAUAAACCCAAAUUGUAGGAACUACAAUACCAAAUGAAUGUGCAGAGUAUAGUAAUGAAGAAUCCUCGACUUAAAAGAACUCACAUUGUGCAAUACCCAAAUGAACACGUGUGCUACGGAAACAGCCUCAGAGAGAGCAGAGGUUUUAGUGAGCAUCACUGAUCCAACACUUUCAGGAAGCCAUCUAGAAACAUGGAAUGUAGGCCAAGCUUAAAUGCUGGUGGAAGGCAAACAAAAAACAAGAGAGUCCAGACUGGAGAGCAGCCAUAUAAAUGCAUAGAAUAUGCUAAGAACUUCAGUGACUCUGGAACUCUUUCUAGACAUCCAAGGAAGGAUAGAGCGGAGAGAACAAAUAAAUGCUUGGAAUGUGGAAAGAGCUUCAGUCGGAGUGGAAUUCUUACUAACCAUCAAAGAAUCCACACUGGGGAGAAGCCAUACACAUGCAUGGAAUGUGGAAAGCGCUUCACUCAAAGCGGAAGUCUUUUUCAACAUCAAAGAAGCCACACUGGGGACAGGCCAUACAUAUGCAUGGAAUGUGGCAAGAGCUUCAGUCAAAGUGGAAACCUUACAAGCCAUCAACGAACCCACACUGGGGAGAAGCCAUACAAAUGCAAGGAAUGUGGAAAGAGCUUCAGUGACAGUGGAAGUCGUACUAAACAUCAGAGAAGACACACUGGGGAGAAGCCAUACACUUGCAUGGAAUGUGGGAAGUGCUUCCAUAUAAGUGGCGGCCUUACUAAACAUCAAAGAAUGCACACUGGGGAAAGGCCAUACAUAUGCGUGGAAUGUGGAAAGAGCUUCCAUGAAAGUGGGGGUCUUACUCAACAUCAAAGAAUCCACACUGGGGAGAAGCCAUACACAUGUAUGGAAU